AUGCCAAGUGACCACCGUUUGCGUGCCGUUCUGGCGGGAGCUGACAUGGCCAUGAUGCAGCAGUCACAGUUCCUUGGACAGUCCGCACAUGCGAUCGCUUCUACAUCGCGCAUCCCGCUCCCAUCUUGUGAGUUCAGCAAGCGCGGGAAUAGCGGGUUUGGGCGCCGUGGGCUGGGCUGAUCGGACGCUUGCGUUACAGACCAUUCCGUCAUCGCUGCGCCGCCUCAGGCCAACGGCGCGAACAACACCAACCCUUUCCCAUCCCACCUCUUGAACGCGGUCGGUGCUCAUGCGUCAGUACCCGAAGUGUCGACCGAUCCCUCGAGCGAGCAACAGUCGGUCUACGAUGCGCUGUCCUUGUUUACGGGGCCCCACAAUCAAACUGUACCGAGCUACGGAGCCGACAACUACGCUUGGACGGACUCUGCGAUGCUCAAAUUUGACUUCAACCUCCUAUCGGCUCUAGUAUGUUUCCAACAAAUGAAGUCCUGGUCGUCAUAUCCCUUGCAGCCCUCGGCCCAAGACCCCUAAGCUGACUUCCCAUUGUUUCCACUAACGCCGCAGGAGUUCGGCCAGGACGAGUUGCGCGUGACCGAACCGUUCGAAACAGAUCACGAACAUCUCUUCCACCACCCCUCGCGGAUGACCUCCGGCUCGACAAGUCUUGGCUCCGAUGCGAACGCGCAUCAGAUCCGGUCUGCGAGCACGAGCUAUCUGGGCACCCCGACCCACUCGGCAUCCUCGCCAUCGACCUCCCUCCCACUCGACGAGCACAUGCCCCACUACUUCACCGUUUACUUUGAUCGGUUUUGGCAGCUGUUCCCCAUCGUGAAUCGCCAACGGCUGACCGCUCAGGUCCAGGCGAACGAGCACCGGCGACCGGGACCGAUUGCGCAGCUCGUCUUGUCCAUCGCGGCUCUUGUCGAGACGUCGGACUAUUUGGAGAACUCGCCUCACGACGGAGACCCGAUGAACACACGCGUCGGGCCUGUGCUAUCCUACGCCAGGACGACAGUGUUCUCGCCACUUCGUGAAGAGGAUGUGCAACUCGACCAAGUCAUCGCGGUGAUGAACCUCUUCGUCGCCGAAGACAUCCUUGGCAACCGUCGCGCGGGCUGGUACCGUCUUCAGGAAGCCAUCACGCUUGCGCAGGUGCUGCAGCUGGACCAAAUACCACAGCAUGCCCAUGCUCUCGAUGGAAGCGACCAGGGCGCCAUCGAGGGCCUCAAAACAUUCUACAUCCUCUUCAUCUGCGAGCGCGCAACGUCAAUGUUACAGCGACUGCCGACGAUUGUACACCGCCCUCUACGACUACCCGACAACGCGUACCAACUGACCCAGCAGCGACUCUCAGCCCUUCCGCCUUCUUUGUUCAGUGGGUUCCCGAUGCCGCAUCUGCGCCUCUUCAGCUUGAUCAACAGUCAGGUAUUGAGUUGCUGGCACGGCACCUGCUCGGUCGCCCCGAAUGGAUGUACGGCCUGGUCCGUCGACAAGGCCUUAGCGCUGCAGCGAGACUUAGCGAACGAGUUUACAUCCGCACUUAACAUGUACAGGAACGCAUUGAACGCGGUGCCUUCCACAAACGGGAUCCAGAACGUCAAUUUAGUCGUCACGACUGCCUGGCUUCGCGAGUAAGUCUUGCCUUUUCACGUACCACGAUUCUUCGUGUGAGUGGCUGUGAGUGGCUGUGCGAAUGCUGACAUUUGCAAACUUAUGGAACCGCAGCCGCUUCUGGAAUAUCUGCCAGGCGCACGGCCUCGUUCACAGAGAUUCAGGCCCUGAACUCAGCCCCGCUUACCCCUUCAAGAUCUUGCGCGAACUCGUCGACAUGUUUGAUCACUUCAAAUCAUCAGACACCGACGCGGCACUCGACUGGGGGGCGAAAUUGUACGACAUGGCUAUGACGGGUAUCCGCAUCGUCUCACAGGAGCAACUCGUGCUCACGCCCAAGUCGACAUCACCGAACUCGGUCAACGAGUCGAUCCGGUCGCCACUCAAGCAACAGCUCAUGCCGAUCCUGUUCAAGAUUCUCGGAUUGCUCACCAUGGUGUGUCCUCAUAUCAUAUGAAUUGUGUCUUCCCUGUUCAAAUAAAUGGGCACUGAUUCGCAUCCUCUGUGUGGUCUCUUACAGUACAAGCAUGCCCAAGACAAGCUCUUGCCGGACCUUGUGAAAGCUCUCGCUACCAUCUCUUAG
This is a messenger RNA of Microbotryum saponariae, 2194 nucleotides long. The record is from the annotation of a GenBank genome assembly. NCBI's taxonomy places the organism in Eukaryota, Fungi, Basidiomycota, Microbotryomycetes, Microbotryales, Microbotryaceae.